GUGUGUGUGUGUGUUACAUUUUUUAAAUGCAUGAGAACUCAUUUUCGUCGAUUUAACGGAUUUAAUUACGAAGAUAACUCGAAUUUUAUAAUUAACUCUCCGGUCAUAAUGGGAGAUUAUAUGGGAGGAUAAUAUACCUUCUGUUGAAAAUAGGGAUCGAUUUGACAUUCUGGGGAUAUUUUCGCCCUUCAUCACAGAAAGGUAAGACCAUUCCAUUCCGUUAUCAGAUCCCACUCCAUGUCUUGCUUUCAACUUGCCCUAUCGCUCUCUCUGGCAGCCCCCCUUUAAAGUAUCUAUCUGGAAAUCAAACAAGAACAGAAUACAAAGGGGCGAGGGGCACUCGCUCCAAUACAAUGAUCGCACAAACUGGAAGGCAGCACGACCAUCCAAACAGGGCCAGCAGCAUCAGCAGCGGUUUCCCGCGUUCCCCAGCGACGACCUGUCACCGCUCGUCGUCCACAGCCGCGGAGAACGGCCAGCUGUUCCCCAGCAGCGCCUCGUCCAGGAGGAGACGAGACACCCCGACGUCCGCCGCCGCCGCAGCCAGCCUCAUUUCGGAGGGGAGCCGCAGCAGCAGCGCCAGGCCCCUGGUCUCCUCCGCCACCGCCACCGCCACCUCCACCAACACCGCUACCUCCACCUCCAUCAUGACAUCGGGGGAAUUCAUGCAGACCGCGCCGCUGUUUGUGCAGAAGUCCAAGCGCGGUGCGCUGUACAAGGCGCUGUGCUUCCUCCUCCUCCUCUUCCAAGGAGGCGUGCUGGACUUCUACCUCAUCGUGUUCACCGACCUGUACUGGUGCUCGUGGAUCGCCACGGACCUCGUGGUCAUCUCGGGCUGGGGGAUCUUCUUCAUCAAGAACGCCCGCAGCAAGCGCGAACGGGCCUGCGGCUUCCACCAGAAGAACUCCAUCUUCGGCUGCAACCUGGGCGAGUUCACGUACGCCUACCUGGCGUGGCUCAUCUACGUGAUCGCGUGCACCCCCAAGGUGGUGCUCGUGCUGGAGACGUCGAUCCUGGACCUCGUUGCGCUCAAGGUGCCUUGUGGCGUCACGGGCUUCAAGAUGGUCGUGCUGCUAUCGGCGCCGCUUCUCCACUGCCUGAUCAACGCGAUCAUCGAGGACCUGAACGGGGCGACGCGGCACCACGCCACCAGCUGCUUCCUGGGCACGUGUCUGGACCUGCUGGACGGCUUCACCCUGGUGGAGAUGCUGCUGAAGGGCGAGAUCCCCACGCCGUACCUGAAGUACACCGUCAUCGCGGUGUACUUCGUGGCGCUGGGCGUCCCGGUGCUGUGGCUGUACGAGCUGACAGCCUCGGAGAUGCGGUGCCGCUGGGUGUGGGCGCGGUUUUUGGGCGGCGUGGUGGUCAACGCGCCCUUGCUGGUGGUGCGGUGUUUUCAGGUGUACGUGUACAACAUGCCAGUGUCCGUGUUUAUGUUUAAGAACGUGUUUUUGCUCGCGUGCAAGUGUCUGGAGCUCGUGGAGCAGUGUCUCGCGGUGAGGGGUGCGAGGAGGUUUGCCAACGCGGGGAACACGGCUCAGUUUUCCCACGGUGUUUCUGAAAACGACAUGUGCCCGCACGGCUAUGUUAACACGCUGGCCGUCACCACACAAUCGUAAAAGUGAGACUUCUGCCUUUUUUUUGUGAAGAAUAUCGUCGAAGGGGGAAUAGGGGGGGGGAUUAUGAUGGCACUGUCAUUUAUUUCAGACCCAAACAAAAAGGUGCUAUAAAGUUCCCGCGUAGUUUUCAGACAGGAACACGUGCAAUAGAAGACAUGUUUGGACAAUUUCAAGUUGGGUAAAGUCUGUCGUCGAAACGUCGUUGAUGUGCACUUGUACUGAAAGGCACUUUAACCGUGAACCGUGUUGGUGUGCAAUGUUGGAUAUACUAACUAUUUAAAUGAUCUAUGGAUAUUGCUCUGAAUUAGGCUGUCUUAUGGUGUAUAUUUCCGCUCGUCUGCUGGUUUGUGGUGACUUUUACAAUGUAUCCCAAUCUCGCAAACGGAAGGCACUUGUGUUGACAUCCACAAAACAUCCAAAUGGGCAUGAGGCCAUUGUUGAUUCACACAGGCGUACUUCUUUAUUAUCUCGCCACUAGAUCAUCAUAAAAGGUACAAUCUGGAUGGAUUGGUUUAUGUAUGUUUAGUUUGUUGUGAUAUGAUUGUAGGCUACUACUACUACUACUACUACUACUACUACUACUAAGUGGGUCUAGGUUGGUCCUCUGUCAAUCAUGAAGAACAUCCAAACACACGAUUUGUGUACCACCAUAUUGGCAACGACUUAUAAGUUAUAGUUGUAAGCUAAACAUGAUGAAGAGUAGAGUUUAUUGUUUGGAAAUAUUGAGACAAUCUGUGUCGGCAAAGGAGUAUGAUUGAAUUUCGUCAGCACACGGAAAAGGCUUCUGCUUCCUUAGCAUACAAAUAUACAGUAGCUAUAUGUACAGAGAAGUAUAGGUUUAAGUGAUAGUAUUACCUCAGCACACGAUAUGUAAGAGUAUUUCACAAGCUUCUGUUUUAUCUAGCGGGGGUGGUCCGGACGGUAUGAUAGAAUAUAUAUAUAGUGCACAAGGACUUCCAUUGUGCAAUAUGGUGCAGACAUUCAGUGACGAUCCUUUAUUCAGAUGGUUGUACGUUUAGUUUUUAGUGCCUCAACCCUGAUGUGUUCCCCUUUCCCCAGCGGUGGUUGAUUUGUGCCUUGUUUUACUGUGUGGCCCAAAAUCAACAGUGGACUGUUGAUAUCCACUUCUCAACAGGUGUUGCUCGUUACUCUAAUUAGGGGUCUGCUCCUUUUAUGGCAUGGUCAGGCAGUAGACUUAUCUACACUAGUGGAGUCGACAACCUGUGCUCUGGUCUGAAAAAAGGAUCCAUAAUUACUUAGGAGUGACACCUGUGUCACUCAUCAGGUGUUGGGUCCAUAAAAGGAACUAUAAUUAGUGACAUGGGUUAGUGGCACCUGCGUUAAAGGUGUCACCCAACUACAGUGACGCCUCUGAAAUGGGAUUACUUGCAAUUACUUCACAUUAGUAACAGUGAUACAAUUGUAGGACAUUUAAACAUGCACCAUGUGACUUUUCUAGUGCAAUUAUUUACUCCCUCAAGCUAUCUAAUCUAAAACGCAUCCAAGAUUCAAUAUAUCAAGGGAAUUUUUCUCAUCAUUUUAUUCUGGUUCAUCUCCCCCUCUCCCUUAAGGGACACACUUGCAUAAUGCAGGUUUAAAUACAAAAAUACAUGUCAAAUACAUUCGAUAUUGUGCAAUCGAUGGAUCUAUUUCUUUAUUAUUACCGUUCUAUUCAGUCACAGAAAGUUUUAUGAAACUUUAACUGGGUUAAUUGCAUAAUUUAGCAUUGACCAACAGUUGAGGAAUCAUGAACUACACCCCCUGCUUCUGCCUUCUGAAUCACGUUAGAUACUUAUACCGCUGUGUGUUAUUAGUCACAUUCUGUAUGGUGUUAGUUCACAAUCGGUUCUGGACUUGACUUGAUAUAGCAAGAUGACCACACUGAGAGUUGUCUUUUUGUGUUUUUCUUGUCACCGGUCACAUGCCAAAGUUGUUAAAGAGUUACCAAAUACUCAAACCAAAUCUCAUGAACAGUGCAAGAGACGGUAUCAAACACAACAGGUACUCAGACACUUGGUGUCUCAGUCGUUUGUAUUUUGUAUUCUGUAUUCCCCGGCGAAAUCCCCUCCAUUACAAGAUAUAACAAUGAAAUUGAAUUAGCAAUGGUUAAGCAGAGAUGGCGCUGUUUCUAGAGGCGAGAGUUAAGUGCUUGGUGACUCAAGAAAGUUUGACCCUUCUUUAAACCAUGUCUUAUUGAUAGCAUCAUAAGUGUCGGCAGCAUGCUAUGCCAUUUUUAAAUCUCUGCUUUUCAACAGUUUUCUUUCCCGACUGCAGUUUUUAAACCGUAGCAGACCUGCGCUGCGCUAGAUCAACCAUACAUUUAAAUCACGACAAUUGUUUCAAAAGGCGUACGGUUCGUACUUAUUGGGUCAUUACCCACUCGGCUUAGCAAAAGAGGAUAAAUAAAGAAAGGCUGAAUAAGUUCACACAGGUUGGGUUUCAAAAUUUCACAACAAACCACAAAAUGGUGCAUGCGGAGUUGUCGCUAUUUUAAGAUACACUCUUAGCUCUCAUUUGACCCUAAAUCACUUCCAGGUCAAUGACUCAUUAUCAGAGGGGGUUCACAGAAAGCAGACAUUCUACCUGUACAAUGUGUGUUAUCAAUAUUGAUAUGACCAAUUGUAUGUACUGUAGAUUGUACAACAGAGUAUU
This is a messenger RNA of Gadus macrocephalus (Pacific cod), 4271 nucleotides long. RefSeq names its product transmembrane protein 121B (gene tmem121b). Bases 354 to 1619 code for a protein of 421 amino acids. The transcript has a single exon. Lineage: Eukaryota; Metazoa; Chordata; Actinopteri; Gadiformes; Gadidae. The record is from RefSeq and is a predicted model, not a curated record.